Schistosoma curassoni is the source of this 210-nucleotide messenger RNA. NCBI's taxonomy places the organism in Eukaryota, Metazoa, Platyhelminthes, Trematoda, Strigeidida, Schistosomatidae. The record is from the annotation of a GenBank genome assembly.
AUGAUCACAAUCAAUCGGAAGAUUCGAAUAAAAUGCGUCAUCGGUGUGAUCAAUUUGAUUGAUGCGGUGAACAACAUUCAUAAUAAUAAUAAUAAUAAUAAUAAUAAUAAUAAUAAUAAUAAUAAUAAUAAUAAUAACAAUAAUAAUAAUGCAAAUACCAAUGGUAUGGAUAGUAAUCAUAGUGAUGAUUGUGAAGAGAGCGUGUUGUGA